Malaya genurostris is the source of this 8716-nucleotide messenger RNA. RefSeq lists its product as uncharacterized. The transcript has 2 exons. NCBI's taxonomy places the organism in Eukaryota, Metazoa, Arthropoda, Insecta, Diptera, Culicidae. The record is from RefSeq and is a predicted model, not a curated record. Gene Ontology annotation, molecular function: protein binding. The coding region runs from base 171 to 5528 and encodes 1785 amino acids.
UCACUUUUAACUGGUUUGGUUUUUAAGUUUGACCAAGUGUUAUUUGAGUAUUUUAGAAAACACACAGAAUCAGGCUUUAGAAAAGAAAACUGCAAUUCAAACGCGAGUGAAAUUAAACGAACUUGUUCGUAGUAGCUGAUAUUAGCACUGCAUCGGAAUAAAGUUGUAAAAUGGCCGAAGAAAACACAAAAUAUAAGAAGACCGGUACACUGGGAGGAGCUCGCCACGGUGACUCGUUCCAGGUGCACUUACUGAUGCUGAUGUACCAAGGAGCUGCUCGUGAUGAAAGUUUCAAAAAUUUCCGUUUAGCAACCGAAUGGGAAGAUGCCGAAAAAUUCGACGAUGCAGUUUUGUCAUGGGAAACAGAUGAAGGUAAAACUCAAAAUUAUUUGUUCGUCCAAGCCAAAUACAAGCAGUCUUCGGAAAUCAACGAGAAACUUUUUUUCCCGGUGAGGGAAGACGAGAAGGUAAAGGGAGAGUUUUCGAUGUACAAAUAUUUGCAAUCGUUUUAUGACAUUAUGAACAACAGUAAGUUCAAUGGUGGGAACCUUGAUUUUGUGAUCUACACGAAUGUAAAACUUAAUGACAGUUCAGAGUGGUUCGUCGAAGCUGGUAUCCAAACUACAAGUGCUCUGAAAUUGCUAGGAGGCAGCGGAGAGUUUCUUAAGGUACAAAAUACCGACGAACGCAUAAUGACUUUAUUAGAUUUUAGCAACAAAGAUUUCAACGAUUUAGUAAAAGAGAUAGAAAAUGCCUUUAGAGAUAGCAAUGAAAAGAUUAAAACCGAUUUAAUUAAAAAGUACAACGCUGAAUUAGACAAUCAAGUGCUUUUUGUUAAAAAUGGUGAGGUUCGGUUUAGUGAUAGAUUCAAGAAAAAAGAAAAUUUGAACCCUGCAGAAAUGAAACUAUAUGAGGUUGUAUCGAAUGGAGACACAAUGCAAACUAUGAUGAGUACAAAUAAGCAACUGAUUGAUGCGCUAACUUCUAAAAAACAAUCAAAGAGUAGAUUUCGAUAUUUUGAACAAAAAUAUGUUGAGAAGUUUCUUGAAAAAUGUAUCAUUGCUUCCAAUCAGCCAAACUACGAAGCUCUUGAAUUUCAAAUUACUGAAAAUUUCAAGGGGAUGCAGGGCUCUGUCUCAGAUGAUUUGUACGCCAAAAUGAUGUUUGUAGAUCUGCGCAAAAUUAUUUACAGUUGGUUGGACUGCAAGGAAAAUGAUUUUUGUGAUUUUCUAAAGAUAACUAAAUUUACAGAACUUUCAGCGAAAGUCCUUUUUACCAUUGCUGAUUUGAAGCUGGAGAAUCCGACAAACUUUUUUAAAUACGAGAUGGAAAACUUUCGCAUCAAAUUUGCAAGUUGCAGUCCUCUAGGAAAUUUGAUUGACUCUAAUUUUCCUAUGGUUGUAUAUAAAAGUACCGAAGAAGGGUUUCUAACCUGUCUUAAAGUGUAUCAGAUUUUUCAAGACCAUAAACUCAACUAUCACUAUUUGAAACUAACAGACUUGCGUCACUUUGAGAAAGAAAUAAAUAGUUUCAAGAACUCGAAUUCGGAUGUUUAUGUUCUACUGGAUGAUAAUUGUCCAGAAUCUAAGAUUUCAUAUGAGUUUUUCCAAUCAGAUUCGAUAAGCAAUAAAAUCAAACUUAUUUUUUUAACCUCCACUGAGGAUCGCGCCAAAAAUUUCUUCAGAAAUAAACCUUUUUAUUCGAUUGAAAAUUCAAAAGAUAACAUGAAACUGUUGAGCAAAGAUAGUCAAGAGAAACUUUCACACAAAUCAGUGUCAUUUCAAGGUGUUGAACUUACUUUGCAUGAACUACUUCCGACUGAAAAUCUUCGUACUCUCAUAAGUGACGAAAUAGUAGAAAAGUUGAUACAAGAAAAACGUAUUGAAAUUGGAGUUGCUUUACCUGAAUUGAAACUUGAUUGUUAUAUCACACAAAUUAUAAGUAAUAUGACGCCUAGUAGUGAAUAUUAUUCGAUGAUUCGACAAGCUACGAAAAGCUAUAGCGAAAAGGAUUUUCUCAAUCAUUCUUUCCAAUUUAACACGAUUCUGCUGUCCUCAUUACCAGGUAUGGGGAAAACUACCCUUUGGAUGAAAUUAGCUCAAGAUGCAAAGAAGUUGCACCCUACCAAUUGGAUCUUAUUUGUUCGAUUGUCUGAUUGUGCUAAAAAACUAGAAGAGCCAAACGAACUAACGAAUUUAGAAGACGAAAUUAAUCUGCUCUGUGAAAUUCUGUCGAUAGAAUCUAACUUUGAACGAAAACUAUUUUCGAAAUGGCUACAGGAAACAGAACGCAAAAUUACCAUCUUUUUCGAUGGUUUCGACGAACUUCCUAUGAAAGUAAUGGAGAAAGCUAUUUCAUUAUUUCGUAUGCUUGAAAAAGCGCGGAUUUUUAUCAGUACACGAUCCCACCAACAGGAAGUUUUGGAAAAGUCCAUUGAGAUGAAGACAUUUGACUUGCAACCGAUCAGCGAGAGUGACCAAAUAGUCCUUUUGAAAUACCUUCUCGAUGUUUCGGAUAGUCUUGAUCCUACAAAUGCAUUUGUUGAGAAACUGAUCGAAAGCAAACCGAUGAGGACCCUAACAAAUACUGCUGGCACUCCUUUAAUUAUCAACAUGCUAGCCAAAAUCUAUAAACCAUAUGUGAAUGAACUACGCAAACCGAAUGAAAACACUUCUUUGCAAUCCCUUGAUCCAGAAAACUUGGACUUUGUGGAACUAUUCGAAAAUUUUACAUACCAUUCAUUCAAACGGCAGCAUAGAGUAAAACAUGAAUUGGGCGAUAGUUUAUUGGAUAAAGAAAAUCUUUUAUAUGUAAGUUACGUUAAGCUCCAUAACUACCUCGGUCUCAUGAGUUUAAUUGGGAAAGAAGCGAUGCACUUGAUUGAAAGUGACGAGCAAGAACGCACAUCACUGGAGAAACAAGCAGAUCGGGUAGACUCUCUAAUUAUGCCAAAAUAUUCGAAUGGAAUUCCGCACUUCAUCCAUGCCACGAUAGCUGAAUUCUUUGCUGCAAAGUGUUUGGGUGAGUGUCUGCGUCGUAUGAGCUUCGAAACUAUGAAACAGAAUUUCUACAGAAAUGAUAAAUACUUUAAAAUUGACGACUUUAAAUACGAAGAUCAGCAAAUAGCAGAUAUUUAUGAUUUAUACCUAAUUGUGUUAAAGCACUACCCCUUCGUUCGGAAAAUCUUGAUUUCAUAUGCAAUAGAAAAUGAGCAGAUUCUGGAUAAAUUACUGCAAAUGUUUUCGUUGGUGUGUCCUUAUCCGUUUAAGUGGUACAAAGAACUGAUUUGUACAAUGUCGAACUGCGAUCGAUGGUACUGUGGAAUAAGGAAAUUUAUCCCAGACCACUUCAACCUCUCUUCAGAUAACUUUACGGCAAAAGACCCUAACGACCUACCAUUACAUGCUGCUGCUGUGGUUGGUAGUGCUGAAUUCGUUAAUUUGAUGUUGAAUCAAAAUGCAUUAAUAAAUUCUAGAAAUGCAAACAGGGAAACUGCACUAGAUAUAGCUUUGAAACUUGGUGACGCCAAAAUUGUCAAGCUUCUUCUGGACAAAUCAGCCAUCAUAGGAACGAUUUCAAUGUCUGAAAUACUUCGGCGGUCUAAUGAAUGCGCCCAAUUGUUUUUAGACCGAGGAAUCCCUGAAAAUAUCCAGAAAGCUAUUGGUAAUGAUGAGUCUACUUACAUGGGUGAAUAUAUUACACUUAUAGCAUUGAAAAAUUUUACACUGGCAAAAAGAAUUAUUUCAAAUGCCGUUAUUUCUCAUAAUACUAAUAGAAAAAAAUCGUUGAAGUUUUUGAUAAAUGAAAACAAUGAUUCGGCACAUGAAAUAAUUAAACGAUUGCUACAAAAUAUGAGAGUCUUGUUCGAGGGAGGAGCUAAACUCGAUAGUUAUGCCUUUAGUAUUGCCAUUUUAUUAGGAAAUCCAGUAACAAAGGAAUGUAUAGAGCUGCUACUAGAAUACGUAGUUGAUCCAGAAAAGGUCUACAAUCGACAUUUUACUGCUUUACAUUCGGCUGCAUUCUUUAAUAACCCCGAGUGUGUGGACAUGCUUAUUCAAAGAGGCUUUCCGAUUAUGGCACAGGAUAACGAUGGUAGAAUCCCUCUUCAUAUCGCCGUUGAAAAGAACGCUAAGAAGGUAAUCGAAAUAUUGCUAAAACAUGAACAAGCAACGGAAAUGUUGCGCACUUCGAAUAGAUGGGGACAAACUGCUUUACAUUUGGCCGCAGAAUCUGAUAAUUGCGAGCUCGUGAAUCUUCUUAUUGAACGCGGUGCAUCGGUAAUGGCAAAGGAUACAAAUGGUAAAAUUCCUCUUCAUAUCGCCAUUGAAAAUGAAGCUAAGAAGGUAAUCGAAAUAUUGCUAAAACACAAACAAGCAACAAAAAUGUUGCGCACUUCGGAUUUCUUUGGACAAACUGCUUUAAAUUUGGCCAUAUUCUAUGGUAAUUACGAGAUUGUGAACAUUCUUAUUGAACACGGUGCAUCGGUAAUGGCAAAGGAUAAAUAUGGUAGAAUCCCUCUUCAUAUUGCCAUUGAAAAGAAAGCUAAGAAGGUUGUCGAAAUAUUGCUAAAACAUGAACAAACAACAGAAAUGUUGCGUACUUCGGGUAAAUAUGAACGAACUGCUUUACAUUUGGCCGCAAUCUAUGAUAAUUACGAGAUUCUGAACAUUCUUAUUGAACACGGUGCAUCGGUAAUGGCAAAGGAUGAAGAUGGUAGAAUCCCUCUUCAUAUCGCCAUUGAAACGAACGCUAAAAAGGUUAUUGAAAUAUUGCUAGAACAUGAACAAGCAACAGAAAUGUUGCUCACUUCGGAUGAAAGUGAAGGAAAUGGUUUACAUUUGGCCGCAUACUAUAAAAAAUACGAGCUCGUGAACAUUCUAAUUGAACGUGGUGCAUCGGUAAUGGCAAAAAAUGAAUUUGGUGAAAUCCCUCUUCAUAUUGCCAUUGAAAAGAAAGCUAAGAAGGUUGUCGAAAUAUUGCUAAAACAUGAACAAGCAACAGAAAUGUUGCGUACUUCGGAUGAAAAUGGACGAACUGCUUUACAUUUUGCCGCAUUCUAUGAUAAUUACGAGAUUCUGAACAUUCUUAUUGAACACGGUGCAUCGGUAAUGGCAAAGGAUGAAGAUGGUAGAAUCCCUCUUCACUACGCUUUUCUUGGAAGAAUUUGGAUUGUAGUCGAAAUAUUUCUUAAACAUGAGCAGGCAUCUAAAAUGAUGAACACCCCAGAUAAAGACGGACGCACUCCUUUGCGAUAUGCCGAAUUCGAUAAGAGCCCCUGGCAUUUUAGCAGAUAUAUCAAAUUCUUCUCUUACAUGUAUUAUGAUGAGACCGAUGAAAACAUUGCCAAUAAGUUGAUCGAAUUGUUUAAUCAAUGUGGACUGACAGAAACACUGAAGAACUUCGAUGUAGAAAAACGUGAAGAAUUUUGCAAUGAGGUACGUUCUAUGGUUUUUCACGAUCCUAAAACUAUAGCAAAUACGCUAUUAAAAAAAAUUUGGCCUGAAUCCGCAAACCUUCAAAACACGUGAAAACUAGUUUUAUACCGCAAUCCUGUGAAUUUUGUUGGCAAAAUAACUAUAAUCCUAUAUAAUAUCUUUUGAACAGAAUUGUCGGAUGUCGCGUAUGGAAACGUUUUCUUUUUGUCGGGAAAUCACUGAAAACAUUCAAGUUUUUUAAUGUAAUCGGCUACAAAUGAUUCGAAGGCUUGGAAAUGUUGAAACGAUAUCUCACGAGUCUUUGAAAUUCAUCGUGAUUAAUAUUUACUUCUUCACCAGUUGACAUGUAAAUAAGUGGAAGCCAUGGAAAGAUAUCCGCGAAUGCUUCCUUUUUUAUUUAUUCCCGAAUUUUCGAUAACUUUCGGACUGAAAGAAGGAAAAAAUUGACGUUUGAUGUGACGUUGAACACAAGAAGCAUAUUUCAUCACCCAGUUCCAGUAAGCCUGUAAAAUCGAUGAACCACGAUUGGUUAUUUAGUUUCUGUCACAAAAUGCAAAAUGAAUUUUUAUGAACUUUAUUACAACUAAAAUUGAAAGUAGAUGUCGUUAAAUGUCGGUUUGUUUCGAAAAAUUUUGGAUUUGUUCAAAUGACAAUUUUUGUAAAGUUCGAGAGGUCUCGAGACUUGACGGCAAUAGCGAGAACAAUUGAAUCAAGUUUUUUAUUAUAAUCGGAUACAAAUGAUUCGAAGGCUUGAAAAUUUUGAAACGAUAUGUUACGAGUUUUUGCAAUUCACCGUGAUAUGAAUUUAUUUUUUCAUCACCAUAAAAAGGAAUCCACGAAUGCUUCCCUUUUAUUUAUUCAAGAAUUUUCGAUAGCUUUUGUUUGAUGUUUGAUGUGACGUUGAAUACAAAAAGGCUGUCACAAUAGCAAAAUAAUUUUUUAUGAUUUUUAUUACAGAUAAGCAAUUCCUUCUUGCUAGGAUUUCAAGGUAUGCAAAUGAUUCUCUAAAACCGUGGUUGAAUCUUAAAUUCGUAUUAAUAAUUUUGGUUAAAUUGCAACUCAAUUUUAAUCUUCUCAAUAGAUGUUAAACUUUGUACCUGUUGAAAAUAUAUGUCGUUAAAUGUCGGUUUGUUUCGAAAAAUUUUGGGUUUGUUCAAAUGACAAUUUUUGUAAAGUUGAAGAGGUCUCGAGACUUGACUUUUUGCAUGUGUAUAAGAAAAUGAUUUUGACGAUAGAAAUUUCGUUUAUUAAACAUCCCUCGUCGAACGACAAUAGCAAGAACAAUCGAAAUUAUUUGUUUCUCGUGUCCGAGUAAAAAGUAAUCAUAAUUUUGUUCAUAGACAUUUGCCACCAGUAAAAUAUGUUGAAUUCAUGAUUUGUACAAUGAUUGAUCAUGCUAUUGAAUAUAUUAUACAGUGAGGCUAGAUUACGUACAAAGAAUUUUUGAAAGGAUCACAACUAGUUUUCAUUGUAUUGAAAUGAGUAUGAUGAUUCGAUUUCUUGUUUGUAGAUUCAACGUGAAUAACCUGGUGGAUUGACCGAUUCCGCUACAAAAAGAAAAAAAUCUAACAUCAAACGAAGUUCUAACAGCAACUAACAAGAGUAAGAAAAAAAUGUUUUUCCUGGAUUUUAACGUAUAUCCUAUAAAUUUAGUGAUUUACAAUUCAACCACUGCUAACCAAACGAACGAACGUUUGAAUUGACAUCGCCAAUCAUUGGAUUUAUAACCAUUUAUAUUCAAAUGAGAAUUUGUCGUUAUAAGUUUAGCUUGAUAAAUGGUGUAUCCAAAUUAUUCCUCUACCCCAAUGUCUAAAUUCAUCCAUAUUUUGGUCAUGUAGUAAACCUUCAAAAACAACCUUGUAUCAUGACCUUGUGAGUCUGCAAACUACGAGAUUUUAGCUGGUGACUGAGUCCGUUGGAUCCGACACCGUUUGGAGUGUCUCGUUACGUAUCAGUCGCCAAGUACUUCGUCUUGGUAGAGUUUAUGGUCAGCAUUUUUAACGCAGCUUCUUUCUUUUUACAUACAACAAUGCUAUCAACGUCAUUCGCAAAACCAAAGAGCAUGGGGCACUCAUUGAUGAUCUUCGUAUUGUACCUUCGAGCGCUACAUCAAACAACAAAUCGGAGAGCGCAUCGUCCUGCUUCAAUCCAUCUAUUUUGACACAACACCGAUAUUAAAUUUGAAGCUUCUUGUAGUAAUCAAUGAAUAGAACGGAAUUGUAAAAUUCUACAUAAGGAAUAUAAUACCAAGACUUUCCUUUGCAUCUUGUAUGUUUGCCAUUCGGAUCACCUAUACGAUCCUCUAGACGAAACUUCACAGAAUUCCAUGCUGGGUUUUUAUACCAAGGGUCAUUACAUUGGUCGAAUAACCUCGUUAUUUUGUGAAUUAGUCAAUACCCAAUCAACGAAUUGUGGUAAAAUCGAUAAAAAUAUCCUCGCCUCUGCUCUAAGAAGCAAUAUUACAGAAAAAUUCGAAGCGAAUGCACCAAUUUUCAUGUCACCCUUUGUACCAAUUCAUCGAACAGAUAUAACAGAUCUCACUCUAAUGAAUGGUUUUAGUAUGUGGGGUGACUAGUGUAGCUGAGAUGAAUGAGAGUAUCGUUACUCUAUUUUGACUUAGUCGCUUCGAGAUGCUCGACCUCCGCUUGAAAUGGGCAUGAAAACAAAGCACUCUAAAGAGCAGUUGAGUUUGAUUUUUAUUGAUUUCGGUCAAGUAUGAAAAAAGUAACGCAAGUUACUGUUAAAAAUGCUGAACAAUUAAUCUGAUGCGUGCAACAACGACUGAUACCUAUCUCGUCAUUAAUGAUAUUGUAGUAAUAUUUGUGAUGACCUGUGAAAAAAAUGUAAUUUUCUGUAAAUAGGACAUCCAAAACUUCUUAUCAACACAAUAAUCAUGCGUAGAUGAUUCACUACAUGUUGAUGUUUGUACUACACUUUUGUAUUUUACACCUUGAGUUUAGAUUAUCUGAGUCUCGAAUGCACCAUUUUCUUUAUUUUAUGUCAGACGAUAGGUGCCAAUAAACCGGCAGUGACGUUCAAACUAAAAACUCUACAAAUAUCCUCAAAUAGUAAUUCGAAAUAGCAUUUCUACACUGAAUUUUAGACAGGAUGUGCCUUUAGGAUUUGCAUUAUAUACACGAUCAAUCAUAGGUAAGAAUGAAUGGAAAUAUGUGAUUAUUGAACACUUUACUGGUUUGCCUACCAAGGAAAAAAAUAUAUUCUUAUGUUGUGCGAUUCUUUCUGAUCAUAUUUAUGUAAUUUGUAGCAGAAAGUAUAGGAAA